AUGCUUUUUGACAUUGUCCUCCCACAAGGAACUGAUUGCAGGAGGAAUACAAGAUUCUCGCAGGACCCUCCCCGCGGAAUGUUUUCCUGUCUGAAAAAAUUAGACAUUAAAUACUGUCACAGAAUCGAGAAGCUUUUCCCGUGGCGUAUGCUGCAGAACCUCUGUAACCUGGAAUUUUUGUACCUUUUUUCAUGCGAGAAAAUGGCAGAAAUAAUAGCUGAAGAAGAAGAAGAAGAAGGUAUGGAUGUUACAAACUCUAUAACACUCCCGAGGUUAAGGCAUUCGUCCUUGAAUUGCUUGCCAGAACUGAAAUUGAUCUGCAAAACAACAAUGACUUGCAAUUCCAUGGAGUCUAUUGAUUAUGGGGCUGUAGAAAACUAA
Messenger RNA from Fraxinus pennsylvanica, 381 nucleotides. NCBI's taxonomy places the organism in Eukaryota, Viridiplantae, Streptophyta, Magnoliopsida, Lamiales, Oleaceae. The record is from the annotation of a GenBank genome assembly.